UAACAGCUUUUGUUCAUUCAUUUAAAUAGGAGGUCGGUUUUAAUUUCUUCAGUUCAGCCGGUUCAGAUCGACUAUUCACAUCACAACCAAAAUGUUUACUAACAAGUGUCGGUCAGGUCUUCUUGGCUUUGCAGUGUUAUGCGCUAUUUUGGGAAUUUCCUUGGGAGACACCGUUCCAGAACUUCCAACAACUUCGCCUUGGUAUGGUAAUGAGGAGAUUCGAAUAUUCCGUGAAUACUUAAGAUAUCCGACAGUUCAUCCAAACAUCAAUUAUGAGCCAUGCGUUGAAUUUUUGAAACGACAAGCGGCAGGUCUGGGCCUUCCAGUUUCUGUUGUCUAUCCUGUUAACGCACAAAAUCCAGUGGUUGUCAUUACAUGGCAAGGAUCCCAACCGGACCUUCCGUCAAUUAUGUUAAAUUCGCACACGGAUGUUGUACCAGUGUUUGAACAAUUUUGGACUCAUCCACCAUUCGCUGCUGAUGUAGACGAAACCGGACGAAUCUAUGCACGAGGUACACAAGAUACAAAAGGACUUGGAAUGAUACAUUUAGCCGCUAUUCGAGCACUCAAGCGAAACGGCGUACAAUUGAAACGUACUAUUCAUGUUACAUUUACCCCCGACGAGGAGCUUGGCGGUUUCAAUGGAAUGGCAGGUUUUGUGGCAAGUAAUGAAUUCAAGGCUUUGAAUGUCGGGUAUGCAUUGGACGAAGGUGGUGUUUCGCCAACAAAUACUAUCGGUGUAUUCUACGAUGAACGAUGUCCGUGGCAGAUUGAAUUUAUCUGCAAUGGACCGACCGGGCAUGCUUCACUCUUAUUCGAAGGUACGGCUGGUGAAAAGAUUACGUACUUGAUGGACAAGUUUAUGAAAAUGCGAAAAGAUGAAGUGAAGAAAUCGAAAAAAGGAGUCGCUGCUGGAAAAGUGACAUCAAUCAAUCUAACCGUGCUAAAAGGCGGUGUUCAGGCUAAUGUUGUACCGCCAGAACUCAGGGCCAUUUUCGACGUACGUCUAGGUGUUGAUGUAGACCACGCCGCUUUCGAAAGACAAAUUAACAAAUGGUGUAAAGAAGCGGGAGGUAACAUCACUAUAAAUUACUUGAUUAAAACUCCGAAAGCCCCGGCCUCGCGUACUGAUUCGACCAAUCCAAUGUGGGCUGUGAUUGAAACUACAGCCAAAGAAUUUAACAUAACAGUGGUUCCUUCCAUAUUAGUUGGUGCAACCGAUAUGAGAUUUUUGCGUAGAGAAAACAUUCCCGGAUUUGGUUUCUCACCAAUAAUAAAUACACCGCUCUUGGUUCACGAUAACAAUGAGUUCGUGACUGCGGAUGCAUAUUUAGCCGCCAUUAAUUUCUUUACGAAGGUGCUUACCAAUCUGGGCAAAAUUUAAUCACUAGCUGAUGCGUGCUGGAUUCUCACAUAUUUUUAUACAGAGAUGUUCUAGUAUGAUAGAAAUAUUGCGCAAAUAUAUGCAAUUGUUCAACUA
Messenger RNA from Bradysia coprophila, 1480 nucleotides. RefSeq names its product aminoacylase-1-like. NCBI's taxonomy places the organism in Eukaryota, Metazoa, Arthropoda, Insecta, Diptera, Sciaridae. The record is from RefSeq and is a predicted model, not a curated record. Gene Ontology annotation, molecular function: aminoacylase activity. Gene Ontology annotation, biological process: amino acid metabolic process. Gene Ontology annotation, cellular component: cytoplasm.